Molecule: messenger RNA, 2520 nt
Organism: Physcomitrium patens
Lineage: Eukaryota; Viridiplantae; Streptophyta; Bryopsida; Funariales; Funariaceae
Product: putative polyol transporter 4
Biological process (GO): transmembrane transport
Cellular component (GO): membrane
Molecular function (GO): carbohydrate:proton symporter activity
Source: RefSeq, a predicted model, not a curated record
GACUGGGUUGCUGCAAGUUGCUGUAAAUCGUGAAUCACGCUUAGCCUUCGUGACGCAAGAGCAUUGAACUUUGCGGCUUGACUUUGAGCCUGUUCAGCAUUUGAGGCUCGGAGUCUGAUUGUCUCUCGUGCUCAAUCCUGGGUUGCUGUGAAGGACCAAUCAACAUGUGGAUCUCACUACUUUUUUGGAGUGUAAGUGACAUUGAGGAGGAGCUCAAGGUAAAGCUAUGUAAGUAAGUAGUUGUGUAUGCAAUCAGUUUCGUGCAGAUAUGGCGGAAACCGGGCGCAACUCCAGGCCGUUUGAGCUGCUGGAGCUGAAGGGGAAGCAGGGGAGGCAGUAUGAGCUGCUCACGCCAGACGGCACCGCAGGGCAUGUGAGGGAUGACAGCAAAGGUGGAGGAUGGAAAAACCUCAAUCGGUAUGCGCUGGCUUGCGCGCUCUUGGCAUCCUUGAAUUCUACGCUUCUAGGUUAUGAUAUUGGCGUGAUCGCUGGGGCAGUACUGUUUAUUCAAGAGGAUUUAGGAAUUUCGGAGUUUCAAGAGGAGUUGCUCGUCGGAUCUCUAAACCUAGUUUCGCUGAUAGGAGCAGCAUGCGCCGGGCGGAUUGCGGACGCGGUUGGACGGAGAUGGACCAUGGCCAUUGCGGCGUUGUUCUUCCUCGUUGGAGCUGGAAUAAUGGGAGUAGCGCCGCAUUUUUCCUUGCUGAUGAUCGGUCGGUUGUUGGAGGGCAUUGGAGUGGGAUUUGCUCUCAUGAUCGCUCCGGUGUACACGGCGGAAGUUGCACCUGCGAGCAGCCGAGGAUCUUUGGUGUCAUUGCCGGAAAUAUUCAUCAAUAUUGGCAUUCUUUUAGGGUACAUGGUUAGUUAUGUGUUCUCCGGGCUACCUUCAAACGUGAACUGGCGAUUGAUGCUUGGAGUAGGAAUGUUACCAGCACUCGUUCUAGCAGUUGGGGUUCUGCUUAUGCCGGAGUCACCUCGGUGGCUUGUGAUGCAAAACCGCAUCAAGGAAGCAGAAAUCGUGCUUUUCAAAACAUCCAAUGACGAGGCAGAAGCGAAUGUCCGGCUUCAGGAGAUCAUGGACGCCGCAGGCAUUGUUUCCGAUGGUUCUGGCGGCACUCGCUCUAGUUUAAACAGCGAAGGACAAGGAGUGUGGAAGGAGCUCUUAUGGCCGACGUCUCCCGUGCGACGAAUGCUCAUAGUAGCUCUGGGCGUGCAAUUUUUUCAGCAGGCCUCUGGUAUUGACGCCACCGUGUACUACAGUCCGGUGGUGUUCAAUCACGCGGGCAUAUCAGGAAAAUCCGGCGUUCUUCUGGCCACAAUUGCAGUGGGAUUGACCAAGACACUCUUCAUUUUGGUGGCUACCAUAUGGUUGGAUCGGCUUGGCAGGCGACCUCUACUUCUCACGAGUUCUAUUGGGAUGACGGUCUCUCUCUCCGUGCUCGCCAUCGGUUUCUUAUUCCUGAACAUCACACCAACAGACGACAUCCCUGCUGCUCCUUCAGACACUAGUGGGCCGACGUUUGUUGCUGUCUUAGCCAUUCUAUCCAUCUGUUCAUAUGUAGCAUUCUUCUCGGUGGGGUUCGGACCCAUAGUGUGGGUUCUGACCUCGGAGAUUUUCCCCCUGCGGUUGCGAGCUCAGGCCAUGGGGUUGGGGAUAGUGGUGAAUCGCCUUGCGAGUGCCACUGUGGCUCUCACUUUUCUUUCCAUGGCGAGAGCCAUGACAAUUGCGGGCACUUUCUUCCUCUUCUCCGUCAUGGCCUUUCUCUCGGCGAUAUUUGUAUACAUCUUCACGCCGGAGACCAAAGGUCGGUCACUCGAGGAGAUUGCCAAGUUUUUCGAAUCAGACUCCGAUCCGAGUCCGUCCCCAUAUUCAUUGGAGCUGAAAGGGCUGCCUCAGGAUGGUCACGGGAUUGCUUCACCACGGUUUGGCCAUAUCAGGAAACAUGACGAGGAAGCGAUUCUGAUGGCUCCUGAAGGUCAUGUGGGUCUCCCUUUAGAAGACACUGAUGAUCUACUUCUGUUGAGGCAUGACAGUCUUACGGGUCCUCAAUCUGGAGCAUCUCGGAAAGACCUAAUGAACAAGGUUAAGGCGAUUAAGAAGCAAGGGAAUCGUUCGUCUCCUAGCUUUGAUACUCCACGGGGAGCUUCAUCAUCACCAUUAUAGAGGCAUUGAAUUGUUUUUUUUUUUUUUUAUCUUCAGUGUAGCUCAAUUUAUUUUAUUUUUUAAUUAAUUAAUUUUUUUUUCCAAUAGUGCUUCACUCUUUAUUUCUUGGACUAACUGACAGGCAUUCCGUCACCUUGAUUUCAGGACUACUAGUAUCUAGGCAGGCUCACGUGGCCAUGAAUUCGACUCUUGAGAGUCGUUGCUUCAAAAGUUAGUGUCAACCUAAACUGUUGAUAUAUAUAUAUUUAACCAGAUAUGUACAUGGCAUUGCACCCACAUGGAUGCGUACUGAAUGAAUCGAGCAGCUUUUGGAUCUGUUCUGAAGCUCUUCAGACACCGACUGAACACGGAUUAUCAGA